This is a messenger RNA of Pistacia vera, 1546 nucleotides long. RefSeq names its product dehydrogenase/reductase SDR family member FEY-like. The record is from RefSeq and is a predicted model, not a curated record. NCBI's taxonomy places the organism in Eukaryota, Viridiplantae, Streptophyta, Magnoliopsida, Sapindales, Anacardiaceae.
ACUAUCAGAUAAGACAAAACCCCCCAACAAAAAUAGAAAAAGAAAAAGAAACCACAUGAACAAAAACUUCCGUCACUCGAAUCAACUUUCAAAACCCAAGAAUCAACCCACAUGGGCGAGAUUCGAAGAAGAGAAAGAAACUGAGGAACUCUGAGGGCUGACGUGGCGACGGCUGGCUUUAACGGAGUGUGAGGCAGCAGACGGUGGCUGCCCUUUAGAGUGCGUUUGUUACUGAGACCAGAUUGUGAUUGGUUAAGUGAAGUCCCAACAGAGAGGUGAGAUGGAAACGGCGUCUUCUUCUUCUUCUUCUUUGAACAAGAAGAAGAAGGAGGCGUUGGGGUGGAUGGAAUGGCUUAGAGGAUGGUGCUACGUGAUUCACGAGAUGCUCUUUCAAAGAAUCUUGGCCAGUCAUUUGCAGAACCCCUUGCCUUUGCCUCCUGUUAAUGAUCUCACUUGCAUUGUCACCGGAUCCACCAGCGGUAUUGGCCGAGAAAUCGCCCGGCAAUUGGCGGAAUCAGGGGCUCAUGUUGUUAUGGCAGUGAGGAAUGUGAAGGCAGCUCAGGAGUUGAUCCAGAAAUGGCAGGAGGAAUGGACUGGAAGAGGCCUCCCUCUCAAUAUUGAGGUGAUGGAGCUUGAUCUACUCUCCUUGGACUCUGUUGUGAGAUUUGCUGAUGCAUGGAAUGCACGUUUAGGACCUUUGCAUGUUCUUAUCAAUAAUGCUGGAAUUUUUUCCAUUGGAGAACCACAAAAAGUUUCAAAAGAUGGGCAUGAAGAACACAUGCAAGUGAAUCAUCUGGCUCCAGCGCUGCUUUCAGUUAUGCUUUUGCCAUCCCUUAUUAGAGGCUCUCCAAGUCGAAUAGUUAAUGUGAAUUCUGUUAUGCAUUAUGUUGGCUUUGUUGACCCAGAAGACAUGAAUGUUGUUUCUGGGAAGAGAAAAUUUACAAGCUUAUUGGGAUACACAAGCAGCAAGCUAGCACAGAUAUUUUUAGUAUCUCCUUCAAAAGCGACGCCUGCUGAAUCUGGCAUAAAUGUAUUAUGUGUGUCUCCUGGAAUUGUCCACACGAAUGUUGCAAGGGAUCUUUCCAAAAUUGUGCAAGCUGCUUAUCAUCUUAUACCAUAUUUCAUCUUUAGUCCGCAAGAAGGUUCGAGGAGCACACUUUUUUCAGCCACUGAUCCUCAGAUUCAGUACUGUGACUUGUUGAGAGCGGAUGAUUGGCCUGUUUGCGCAUUCAUAUCUCAAGAUUGCCGUCCAACAAAUCCUUCCGAGGAAGCACACAACGUUGAAACUUCUUAUAAAGUGUGGGAGAAGACAUUAGAGAUGAUUGGCCUGCCGUCCGAUGCUGUUGAGAAGCUGAUAGAAGGUGAAGAAGUCAAAUGCAAGUAUGGGACUCAACAGGAAGCUGCUCUUCCCACUAAAAGACCAACACAAAAUGCUCAUCCUAAGUUUCAAAUCAACCCGUUCCAGGUCUUCGUUCCAAGUGGGUACAUUAUUGGAAUUAAUAGAGCAAUCCAUUCUUUAUCAUACAAACUUUAUCUUAACCAAUGA